UGAUCAAAGACAUAGUCGCACUUCUCACAUCCAGCUCAAUUGUUUCUUGCCACCAACAUGCCUCGAUUCCUCAAGCGCAUCUUCACCGAUAACAUCAACCCAUUCCGCAGAGAACAAAGCCCACCAGAUGAAGUGCAGCGGACACGACGCGUUCUUGUAAGAAGCUCGACGGGCUCAACGCAUCGAUUGUCGUUCUUCGAGCCGACACUGCAUAUGCAGGGAAAUGCAGCGCCGCGAGAUGGCGCCAGCAUAGCCGACAGCAGCGUCAACCGGCCAAUGCUAGCACCCAGUCUGGCGGAUCACGAGCAGUCGAUACCAGCACAAAAACACACGCGUGCUCGGAGACGGUUGAGUAAAAGGCAGCGAGCGCCUGCUUGAUUAUGAGUUCGAGAGAAGGUUCGGGUAUUUCAAUUUAUACUACAUGGAACGUAACAUGUAGGAAAUUUUCCAAAUCAUUGCUUUCCGAGAUUAUGGAAUCUCAGGCGUUUGGUCGGUUUGGAUGUUUGCAAUCUUGGGGCUACCAUACCCAGUCCAUACAGGCAGUCACGUGUCAUUUUCAAUAUCAAGUGUCCUACUGA
Parastagonospora nodorum SN15 is the source of this 578-nucleotide messenger RNA. RefSeq lists its product as hypothetical. The transcript has 2 exons. The record is from RefSeq and is a predicted model, not a curated record. The coding region runs from base 58 to 378 and encodes 106 amino acids. Lineage: Eukaryota; Fungi; Ascomycota; Dothideomycetes; Pleosporales; Phaeosphaeriaceae.